This is a messenger RNA of Herpailurus yagouaroundi (jaguarundi), 1555 nucleotides long. RefSeq names its product loricrin cornified envelope precursor protein (gene LORICRIN). Bases 509 to 1321 code for a protein of 270 amino acids. The transcript is spliced from 2 exons. Lineage: Eukaryota; Metazoa; Chordata; Mammalia; Carnivora; Felidae. Gene Ontology annotation, molecular function: structural constituent of skin epidermis. Gene Ontology annotation, cellular component: cornified envelope; cytoplasm. The record is from RefSeq and is a predicted model, not a curated record.
AAAUGUAGAUACCCAUGUUCCAUUAGUAAUAGCCCUGUCUAUGGUGUAGACUCUUGGGCCAACUCUUGGGCCAGUUAUAGCCCUGUCUAUGGUGUAGACUCUUGGGCCAACUAAGAGUCUGAGACCUAGUCCUCAAGCACGGACCUCUGUUCACAGCAUGAACCCUUUGUCAUAGGUUGUGGAAACAAUGACUGCCAUCCACUCUAGCCAGCCAUCCCUGCUGCCACACAGUUGCAUCAGAGAAGGGGCCAGUCACACACUGUCUCAAGAAUGCCAAAAUCUUCAUGAAUGGGCCACCCUGUGCCUGUAAUCAACAGACAGGUGGGGUGACAGCCAUGGGUCACAUAACUGAGGCCAAACAUGAGAGGCUGGCCCAGAUCAAUAGAUGAGUCAGGGCUCAGAGUAUAAAAUCUUGGGAGCUCCAGUGCUCCUAACAUAAGCCAGCAUCUCCUCUCCUCACUCAGCUCCUGGUGCUUCAAGUAAGUGCUUCUCUCUCUCCUUAAACAAGAUGUCUCACCAGAAAAAGCAGCCCACCCCCAUGCCCCCAGUGGGCUGCGGGAAGACCUCCGGUGGGGGCGGCGGGGGCGGCGGAGGCGGCGGAGGCUCCGGUUGCGGAGGCUACUCUGGAGGCGGCGGAGGCUCCAGCUGCGGAGGCUACUCCGGCGGCGGCGGCGGCGGCGGCGGCGGUUCCAGCGGGAGUGUGAAGUACUCUGGGGGUGGUGGCAGCUGCGGAGGCGGCGGAGGCUCCAGCUGCGGAGGCUACUCCGGGGGCGGUGGAGGCUCCAGCUGCGGAGGUGGAGGCUCUAGCUGCGGGGGUUACUCCGGGGGCGGGGGAGGCUCCAGCUGCGGGGGCUACUCCGGGGGCGGCGGAGGCUCCGGGCAGCAGGUUCAGUGCCAGAGUUAUGGAAGCAUCUCUAGCGGCGGCUGCGGCGGGGGCUCCUCCGGCUGCGGGAGCGGCGGGGGCUCCUCCGCCUGCGGGGGCGACGGGGGCUCCUCCGGCUGCGGGGGAGCUGGCUACUUCUCCUCGCAGCAGACCACCCAGACCUCCUGCAUGCCGCAGCAGAGCUACGGAGGGGGGUCUUCCUGCGCUGGGGGCGGCGGCUCCUCUGGAGGCGGCGGCAGCUGCUUCUCCAGUGGUGGGGGGUCGUCCUGCGGUGGGGGCGGCGGCUCCUCCGGGGGCGGCGGCGGCUGCUUCUCCAGUGGUGGGGGGUCGUCCUGCGGUGGAGGCGGCAGCUCCGGUGGGGGCUCCGGAGGUGGCAAGGGCGUCCCGAUCUGCCACCAGACCCAGCAGAAGCAGGCGCCUACUUGGCCAAGCAAAUAAGGCCAGUUGGACGCCGCGGAGACUGAGGAGCUGGAGCCGUUUUCGGUGGGCGCCUAUGGGCUCAGCGCUCUCUUGAUAUUGCCGAGGUUCCCAAAUGCUUCGUGUGUUACACCCAGACGAAGCCUUAGAGUUCUGGGGCUGCUUCUUGUUCUACAGGUUUUCCUCUUUGGUUUCUGUACAACUACCUCCCAACCCCAGUGCCUCCUCAGUCAAUAAAUUUGCAAUUCAUGAGAA